CUGGCUUGUCAGUAUAUCCAUCCAAGUGAUGGUUUGCUGUACAAGUUUUGUCGGGCCGACACGCCAGAGUUUAAGGUGUUGAAGAGACAUCAUCAGGAGGAGAUUCAGAAGCUUCACGCUCAAAGAAUGAUGUCUCCACCGAGUCAACAGUUCCAGUUGGAGGCUGCUAUCAAUUGGAAAGUCAGGAAUUUCAACAAUGGGCAUCCGAAUGGAGACGACUACUACGACCUUCAUGGAAUGACGACGAUGGGGAUGGUCUCAUAUGUGCAGGACAUUGUGGAGCAGAUGAGAAGGACCGGAGGGACCAAGGCAUGGCUGGAAGUCGGAAGAGGAACUCUCAGCAAAUGGAUUCCCAGCGAUGAAGACCCACUUGAUGAAUAA
Molecule: messenger RNA, 381 nt
Organism: Caenorhabditis briggsae
Lineage: Eukaryota; Metazoa; Nematoda; Chromadorea; Rhabditida; Rhabditidae
Exons: 2
Source: RefSeq, a predicted model, not a curated record